Molecule: messenger RNA, 1248 nt
Organism: Aspergillus udagawae
Lineage: Eukaryota; Fungi; Ascomycota; Eurotiomycetes; Eurotiales; Aspergillaceae
Gene: exg1
Product: glucan 1,3-beta-glucosidase
Exons: 3
Coding region: 1-1248 (415 amino acids)
Biological process (GO): glucan catabolic process
Cellular component (GO): cell surface; extracellular region
Molecular function (GO): glucan exo-1,3-beta-glucosidase activity
Source: RefSeq, a predicted model, not a curated record
AUGAUGUUCAAAUUCUCGCAGAAGGCGCUCGUGGCGCUAUUCCUCGCCGUUGGCCUGGCCGAGGCUGUGCCUUCUAAAUCGCGCAUUGUAUCAAGAGCUUCCACAUUCGACAACGGCAUCGUCCGCGGUGUCAACAUUGGUGGCUGGCUAGUCCUUGAGCCAUGGAUCACGCCUUCGAUCUUUGAGAACGCUGGAGACGCUGCUGUUGAUGAGUGGACGUUGACCGCUACUCUGGGACAGGAACAAGCCAAGGCUGUUCUAUCUCAACAUUGGUCGACUUUCAUCACUCAGGAUGACUUCCAUCAGAUUGCUCGAGCUGGUAUGAAUCAUGUCCGUAUUCCCAUCGGGUACUGGGCUGUGAGUUCUCUUCCCGGCGAGCCGUACGUCGACGGUCAGCUGGAAUAUCUCGACAAUGCAAUCUCCUGGGCCAGGGAUGCGGGCCUGAAGGUUGUGAUUGAUCUUCAUGGUGCACCGGGAUCCCAAAAUGGCUUUGACAACAGCGGACGUAAGGGACCAAUUGCCUGGCAGCAGGGCAACACCGUUGCGCAAACUGUGGACGCCUUCCGAGUUCUGGCUGAGCGUUAUUUGUCAGAAAGCGACGUGGUUGCGGCCAUUGAAGCUCUUAACGAACCUAACAUCCCAGGUGGAGUCAGUGAGGCUGGGUUGAGAGAUUACUACAACCAGAUUGUGGACGUUGUGCGCCAAAUUAAUCCAGACACUUCCGUGUUCCUGAGCGAUGGCUUUCUGUCGACGGAAGCCUGGAACGGAUUCAAGACGGGUGACGAUGUGGUCAUGGAUACCCACCACUAUGUGAUGUUCGAUAACCACCUGAUCAGCCUAGAUAUCAACGGCCACGUGAAAUCUACAUGCGACUUUGGCAAGCAAAUUAAAGGGUCGGAUAAGCCAGUUGUUGUCGGAGAAUGGACAGGCGCUGUCACUGACUGCACGAAGCACCUAAAUGGCAAGGAUGUUCCCACGCGCUAUCAAGGAGAGUAUGCCAACAACCCGAAGUAUGGCGAUUGCGGAGACCGGUCUCAGGGCUCGGUGGCAGACCUUUCCGACCAGGAGAGGACUAAUACUCGACGAUUCAUCGAGGCCCAGCUCGAUGCCUACGAAGGAAAGAAUGGCUGGCUGUUCUGGACUUGGAAGACUGAGGGGGCGCCAGGAUGGGAUAUGCAGGACUUGCUUGCCAACGGGGUUUUCCCCAGUCCUCUGACGGACAGAAAAUUUCCAAAUCAAUGUGCCUAA